GUACUUUUACUAGUAGCAUAUAUAUUCACGAGCAACCAUUCUCGUGAUUAUUAGCUCUAUUCUCAACUCACUUAUUUAUUAUUUAUUAUUUAGUUUUAGUUUAUUCUUCAUAAAAAUCCCUGCACAUAAUUGGGUUUACAAGAUAAUUAUAUAAAAAUGGAAGCUUGCAUAUUUUCUUGCUGAAUUUCUGGGCUUUUCUUGAAUUUCUUGUAUCUAAUUAAGGAGAAUGUCACGGCCACUCCAUCGCGGUUUUUCGGGUGGGGGUAGGCUUUCGGGGAAUAUUCAAGAUUUCUUGGAUGAUUCUCAGAGGAAAGUGAAACCAGAAAAAGAAGAUUUUGAGAAAAAUAGAUUAUCCCCUGAUCAUUUAUCUUCGUGGAAUCCGUUUAAGUUUUGGGAUUUAAUUAGUUCACCAUCAAAACAAAGUGUUUCUGAGAACGGGUUUAGUGUUCAUGAUUCAUACAGCCCUGUAACUAAACGUAAUAGAUAUAAGCUGACUUUAUUUUUGCUUAAGCUAAGUUUGUUUGUGAUUGUAAUUCUUGCACUCACUGGGUCGUUAUGGUGGACAUUAACGUUCACAACUGCUUCUAGAGGCAACACGUUUCGUGGGUAUAGACGGCUUCAAGAACAGCUUGUGUCGGAUUUGUGGGAUAUUGGAGAACUCUCACUUGGUGCUUCCAAAACAAAAGAAUCGGAAUUCUGUUCUGUUGAGUUUGAAAAUUACGUACCCUGCUUCAAUAUAACUGAAAAUCUUGAACUAGGUUUCAGUGAAGGUCAAGAUCUAGACCGCCAUUGUGGGCCCACGUCGAAGCAGAAUUGUUUAGUUUUUGCUCCUUCAGGAUACAAAAUUCCCCAUAGAUGGCCUACUGGAAAAGAUGUUAUUUGGAUUGAUAAUGUUAAAAUAAACGCAAAGGAGGUGCUUUCGUCUGGAACUUUGACAAGGAGGAUGAUGUUAUUAGAUGAUGACCAGAUUUCAUUUAGUUUUUCUGCUUCUAUGGUUGAUGAUAGUAUUGAAGACUAUUCACAUCAGAUCGCCGAAAUGAUUGGUUUAAGAAAUGAUUCUUACCUUGUACAAGCUGGAGUGAGAACGGUAUUGGAUAUAGGCUGUGGUUUUGGUAGCUUAGGAGCACAUUUCUAUCAGAAACAACUUUUGACUAUGUGUAUAGCGAAUUACGAGUCUUCAGGAAGUCAAGUUGAGAUAACUCUUGAAAGAGGUUUACCAGCAAUGGUUGGUUCUUUUACUUCAAAGAAAUUGCCAUUUCCGUCACUUUCCUUUGACAUGGUACAUAGUGCCUGGGAUGGGAUUGACUGGAGUCUUAAAGAGGGUAUGCAUUUAAUUGAGGUUGAUCGAGUUCUUAGGCCCGGAGGAUACUUUGUUUGGACCUCACCAUUUGCUAACACACCAGCUUCUGUUAAAAAGAAGGAUAACUUGAAAAAAUGGGAUUUUGUGCGUAAUUUUGCUAAAGAUCUCUGCUGGGAUAUGUUGUCACAACAAGACAAAACAGUUGUGUGGAAGAAGCCUAGUAAUAAAGAUUUUUAUGCUUCAAGGAUUCAAGGAUCUGGUCCUCCUCUCUGCAAAGUAGGCCAUGACAUUGAAUCCCCAUAUUAUCAUCCGCUUGAAGCAUGCAUUGGAGGAACUCAUAGUCGCCGGUGGAUUUCAAUUGAGAAAAGACCAACAUGGCCUUCUAGAGACAGAUUGAACUCCAAGGAACUUGCUGUUCAUGGUGUAUUUUCUGAUGAUCUUGUCGAAGAUGAUCUUAACUGGAAAUCAGCAGUCAGAAACUAUUGGUCUUUACUGUCUCCACUCAUAUUCUCAGAUCAUCCAAAGAGACCUGGUAUUGAGGAUCCAGUCCCACCUUAUAACAUGGUCAGAAAUGUUUUGGACAUGAAUGCCCAUUUUGGUGGUUUUACUUCUGCCUUACUGGAAGCUGGGAAAUCUGUAUGGGUCAUGAAUGUGGUUCCCACCAGUGGGCCCAACCAUCUUCCACUUAUUCUAGACCGAGGAUUUCUUGGGGUGCUGCAUGAUUGGUGUGAACCAUUCCCCACGUAUCCUAGGACUUAUGAUUUGGUGCAUGCAGAAGGCCUUCUAUCACUUGAAACUGCAAAACAGCGUCGUUGCAGCAUGCUGGAUGUGUUCUUUGAAAUAGACCGCAUACUCCGCCCUGAGGGUUGGGUGAUACUACGCGACACGGCUUCUCUAAUCGAAACAACAAGAACAAUUACUGCAAGAUUAAAAUGGGAAGCACGAGUUGUAGACAUUGAGAGCAACAGUGAUGAAAAACUCCUUGUCUGCCAAAAACCAUUGAUAAAGAGAAAAUCAAACCCGUCAUGAAGAAACCAGUUUCUUGAUCUUGGAACAUUUACGUAUAAGAGUGAACAUUUUACUAUACAAAGAGAAAGAGGGUUCAGCUGUAAACUGCAGAAGGACCAAAAGCAAUUCCCGUGGGAGCUGUAAGGCAAACGCGGGACCAAUGUAAGUACAUGACGAUUUAUAGGUGGGAGAUUUUUACACUUUUUCUUGCUUGUGUCAUUAUAAACUAUAGAAAGCAUACGAUGAAUUAAAUUAUCAAGAUGGUUAUAGAAAUAAGCAGAAGUUAGCGCUAAUGUGAAAUGUAUACGAAGGCUUGGGUGAUGAAGGAAAUAUUGCGUUUUGUUCA
Molecule: messenger RNA, 2654 nt
Organism: Erigeron canadensis
Lineage: Eukaryota; Viridiplantae; Streptophyta; Magnoliopsida; Asterales; Asteraceae
Product: probable pectin methyltransferase QUA2
Exons: 9
Coding region: 227-2329 (700 amino acids)
Cellular component (GO): cytoplasm
Molecular function (GO): methyltransferase activity
Source: RefSeq, a predicted model, not a curated record